Molecule: messenger RNA, 3103 nt
Organism: Xenopus laevis (African clawed frog)
Lineage: Eukaryota; Metazoa; Chordata; Amphibia; Anura; Pipidae
Gene: fyb2.L
Product: FYN-binding protein 1
Exons: 23
Coding region: 129-2435 (768 amino acids)
Source: RefSeq, a predicted model, not a curated record
GGUAUUUUUACCUGAGAAGGAAGUUACUUAAAAAAAAGAAACCAGAGACCAGCAGAAAAAUACUAAAUGGCACUGUGUGACUACGGAGAAUCUGUUAAUGAGAAACUGGAAAUCUAAAGCCUUCAAAUAUGGAGAAUACAUUUGUGAAAUCUCGUGCAAGAUUCCUAGAGGAUCACUCCUCCCAAGAAACUUUGCCUUUCACGUAUAUAAAAAGCAGCAGUACUCGGUCAAAUAAUUCCAGAACCAGUUCCAGUUUGCCAUUUAAUUCUGUUAUAUCUGAGUUAGAAAGAAAAGGAAGAGUUCCUCCUCCUGUUUUAACGAAACCUGCAAUACCACAGAUACUGAGACAACAGAAAGUGCAACCCAGUCAAACAAAUGGAAUUAUUCAUUGUGUAAAUCCCAGUAACUCUCCAGAAGCACCAAACGAAUUGUCUGAUCUCAACGAUAAGUGCAAGGUGGACUCCAUGAAGUGCAAGAAAAUAUUUAAGCAAACUAUUACUAUUACAGAUGAGGAUGUGAAAUAUGAAAAUAUGAAGCAAAGUUUUCGCCGUCUUCCAGAUCCAACUUGUCCUCCAGUUCCACCUUCCACAACUCAGGCAGCCAGAAGUUCUCCAAAGGUGCAAAAUGAAGGGGAAGUUAAACACAGUUUUCACCCUCUCCAAAAUUCAAAUUCAACUGCAACAUCAUCUUAUCCAUCUUGGACAAAGGGAAGUUCUCCAGAGGCACGAAAGCAUUCGUCUUCGAAUGCCACCAGAAAACCUGAAAUUAUGAGGAAACCACAGAUUCAGGCAGGAGUAGCAGUUUUACCACCUUCUCCUCCUCAAGCAGCAAUCCCAGAAAGCACAAGUGCAACAAACCCAGAAAGCACCUAUGAAACUGCUGAUUUAAACAUGGCAAAAGAAUGGGAACAAGUUCUAGUCAGAAACAAUGAUACCAGCUGUAACAAGUGCUCCUUCUAUAGCGAUAAUUCCCUGUCGGCACAAAGCAAGAAGUCCGUUAUAGCAGAUGAGAGUUCUGAACAGGAUGAAUUACCAGAAAUGCAAGUUAUAAAGCCAGGUAGACGACAGAAGAAAAUCAAUGCUGGUUUACGAGAUGCUCCCAAACUUAAAUCUCUUCCAACCAUUGAUUCUCUGAAACCACCAAAGAAACCUCCGAAACCGCCAAUUGUUGAUCUAAGUCGAUUUUUAUAUCUUCACGGGAACAACAGCAUACAGUUUACAGGAUCACCAGAAGUAGAAAAAGCUGCCGCUGUUUUAAGUACUGCAACUUAUGAGGAUUCUAUAAGCCUUUCAGAGGAGUCGGCACAUGAUGAUACAGUAGAUCAAGAAUUACCUGGAACCAGAACACGUGACUAUAUUGCUAGUACUAACGGGAGCGAAUUUUAUCAGGAUAUACUGCCAGUUUCACCAUAUUCUGAUAAUGUAUUUGACGACAACCCAGAUUCUGGCUUUGAUUCACCAGAGGCAGUAAUUAAAAUGUAUACGAAUCAUUGGGAUGAACAGCAAUACAGGUGUGAUGAAGUAGAAUAUGUUAACUGUACAGAUGCAUUGAAAAAGAAACCAAAACUUAAAGAUGGAAAAAUUGACAAAAAGCAACUCGAUUUUAGAAAAAAAUAUAAGAUUUCUGGGUUGGAAAACGUACUGUACAGUACAAGCGUUAACGAGGACUGCAAAGGUGGGAAAGAGAUGCUUUCUCUGAAGAAAGGAGAUACUAUUGCAAUUAUUCAAAUCAUGAAUUGUCCUAUGGGGCAAUGGCUAGCAAAAAACGAGGAAGGAAACUAUGGAUUUAUUCCUGUUUCUUCAGUCAACAGUCAAGAGUAUUUGAUCUAUAUCAACAAGUCUUUACAAGAUAGUCAAUACGAUGAUGUUGGUCAUUCAAGGGAACUCGGGACAUCCUUGGGUGCAUCUUCCACUUCAGAUGGGUAUGCGGAUAUGUCAUUAGACGUCUGUGAUGUCGCCAGCAUUAAAUCAACUGGCUCUGGAGGAAAACGUAAAGUACUGCCACGGUUUUUCAAGAAGGAUAAAGAGAAAUCAAAAGAAACAAAUCCUAGAGAGAGUACAGGCAAAAGAACAUCUUCAUCAACAGAUUCAUAUAUCGAGUUUCCCAAUGACAAUGAUUUUUAUGCUACAACAAUCACUGAAGAUGACAAAAAUGGUGCGAAGCAAGAGAAGACAAAGAAACUUUCCAAACAAGAGAGAGAAUUCCGUGUAAAGUUUAAGUACACCAAAGACAUUGCUGUUGUCAACAUUGCUGUUGUCACUGAAUCAGCGCCUCGUUCAGCAAAAACUAAAUUUGACUUAUCUGUAAAGCCUGGGGAAGAACUUGAGGUUAUAGACAUUACAGAUGAAAAUAAGGUUAUCUGUCGAAAUGCUGCUGGAAAAUAUGGACAUGUUGCAAUUGAACGCCUUAAUUUUACGUACAAUGUAUUCAGCUAGAGAUUCACUAAGGGGCAAGGACAGAAGAAAAGACUGAACAUUGUUCAUGGUUUGUAGAAGAGCAGAUGCGUUUGCUGUGUCAACCUCUGCAAAUGCAUUUUCUUCUGAAUAAUAAAUCUUAUACCUGACACUUCCUAUUUACAUUCAGCACCAAAGAGUUCACACAAGCAGAAUUUAGCCCUUUUUGAACAUUGAUCACACAACACAUCCAUAUGGAGUCUUUUUGGUUCACUAUUUAGAUAAAGUGUGUCUUAUGUUUUGAUUAGUGUGUCUUAUGUUUUGAUUUGUAUCUCGAUUGUCGUUUACGGGUCCAAUAAACACGUAAACCACAAAACGAACAGAGUUGAAAAUGCAUUUCUGCUUAUUUUCUUUUUAUUAGUCUUUCUACCUCUUCCUGUAAUCAGCUGUUAGUUUAAAUAGAACUUAUGAGAUUUAUAAAAAAAAACAUUGCCUCUGUCUCCCCUUUUGUUCAGUCUGUCUGUGGCUUACAGAUAAAGAGGAGUACAUUAUGCAGGUUCAUUUGUGAAGUAGAAAUUUGACGAACAACUUACUUCUCCUUUACUUCCCAUAAUUGUGCUAAUAAUGAACCAAGAAGCUGGACAAUGACAUUACUUUUAAUAUCAUAAGUUGCCUUUUUUGCAAUAAAUAAAUGUGUGUAGUAGAUCUCA